This is a messenger RNA of Culex pipiens pallens (northern house mosquito), 3308 nucleotides long. Its product is annotated as bumetanide-sensitive sodium-(potassium)-chloride cotransporter-like. The record is from RefSeq and is a predicted model, not a curated record. Gene Ontology annotation, cellular component: membrane. Gene Ontology annotation, biological process: potassium ion import across plasma membrane; potassium ion homeostasis; cell volume homeostasis. Gene Ontology annotation, molecular function: sodium:potassium:chloride symporter activity. The transcript has 9 exons. Lineage: Eukaryota; Metazoa; Arthropoda; Insecta; Diptera; Culicidae. Bases 204 to 3251 code for a protein of 1015 amino acids.
UGGUCACGUUACGAUCGUCCGCCGUACGAAAGUUUUCGAAAUUUGUGAAGAGAAUUUGGAUAAGAAGGAGUAGUUUAUAAACGAGUUGCCGCAUAGAACGAUCCUGAAACAAUAAAUGCAUCAGAAGAAGGAUUAAAAGUGUGUUAUCAGAAGAGAAACCAAUCGAUAUUGUGGUCAGUGACCACAGUUGAAUUCAAAGCAAAAUGAAUCGAUUCACGGUUAAAACAGUGAUACCCAUAAACGGUCAAGGGUAUGAAAACCAGGCGUUUAAGCAAAUAAGUGACGAAAACCACCAGAAUGAACCACCAUCGGGAAACCACAACUCGUUGAAUGGUCUUGAUGCAUCCACUGCAGUCGAGGACCGGCGUAUCAGCAUAAUGGGGAUCACCAGAGAUCCACUGCCAAGGUUGGAUGCCUAUAGGACGUCAACGCGCAAAAAUAAGCGUCCAUCGAUUGGGGAACUGCAUGGGGACAGUGAUCCCAAGGAAAAGAAACAGGAUGCCGACGUCGAGGAGGCUGGCCAAUCCGGACACCACAUUCGCCUGGGCUGGAUCCAGGGAGUGCUGACGCCAUGUCUGCUCAACAUCUGGGGUGUGAUGCUCUUUCUGCGGCUCAGCUGGGUCGUGGCCGAGGCGGGAAUCAUCCAGAGCUUGAUGAUCACGGCGCUGUCGUACGUGGUGUGCGUCAUUACGACCCUGUCGCUGUCGGCCCUCUGCACCAACGGACAGGUCAAGAGUGGCGGCAUGUACUACAUCAUAUCCCGCUCGUUGGGUCCGGAGUUUGGCGCGUCCGUUGGUGUUGUGUUUGCGUUUGCUAAUGCCGUGAAUGCCUCGAUGAAUACGAUUGGAUUCUGCAGCUCGUUGAACGGUUUGUUGAAAAGCUACAAUGUGCAAAUUGUUGACGGAGACAUCAACGACAUCCGUAUCGUCGGGACAAUUGCUUUGCUGAUCAUGGUGGCAAUCUGCGCAGUUGGAAUGGAUUGGGAGGUCAAAGCUCAGAACUUUCUGCUGGUGGCCAUUCUGUUGGCUAUCGGAAGCUUCAUUGUUGGUGCCAUCAUCGGACCUACGGAUGAUGAGGAAAAGGCCAAGGGAUUUCUAGGAAUCACUGGUGGAGUUGUCGACCAAAAUCUUGGACCCGGGUAUCGAUUCAGUGAAGGAAUUCAGCAGAAUUUCUUCAGCGUGUUUGCAAUUUUCUUUCCGAGUGUCACUGGCAUCCAGAGUGGAGCCAACAUCUGUGGCGACUUGAAGGAUCCUGCGACGGCCAUUCCCAAAGGCACACUGCUGGCGUGUCUGAUUUCGGGCAUUUCCUAUAUUGUGUUUAUGGUGGUAGCCGGUAUGUCUGCUGUGCGAGAUGCCUCGGGCAGUUUGGCUGAUUUGGUUGGAAACAACUUCACCUCAUGCAGCACGGAACUUAAUAACUGUCACUACGGUCUAAACAACGAUUACGGAAUACUGCAGCUGAUGGCGAUCUCCAGCUGGUUGACCUACAUCGGAUGCUGGGCAGCUACUCUCAGUACUGCACUAACAAAUUUGCUCUCCGUGCCACGACUUAUUCAAGCUCUUGGUAUCGAUCAGAUCUACCCGGGUCUGAUCUUUUUUUCCAAAGGAUACGGCAAGCACGGAGAGCCUUACCGAGGAUACGUUCUUGUGUUUUUGGUGUCGUUUACAUUUAUCAUGAUUGCUAACCUGAACGUGAUUGCACCGUUGAUCACCAACUUCUUCCUGGCGGCUUACGCCCUGGUCAACUUCUGUACCUUCCAUGCAGCCACGGUGAAGCCUCUCGGAUGGCGACCAACCUUCAAAUAUUACCAUCCCUGGCUGAGCAUGCUCGGAACAAUCCUAUGUAUUGCCAUCAUGUUUUUGAUCGAUGUCGUAUCGACGUUCUGCGCCCUCGUCAUUAUCUUCAUGCUCUACCUGCUAGUCAUCUACCGCAAACCGAACGUCAACUGGGGUUCCUCAACGCAAGCGGCAGCCUACAAGUCGGCACUCAACGCUGCCAUCAAUUUGGAACAAGUCGGAGAACACGUCAAGAACUACAACCCACAGCUGCUCGUGCUCACAGGAAAACCACUUCAUCGACCAUCGCUGCUGAACUUUGCGAACUUGAUAACGAAAAACCACUCGCUCCUGAUUGCCGGACACGUGAUGGAGGAAAAGCUAACGUUCAAAAAGCGCCAGGUACUUAUGACGGAGGGGAAGAAAUUGAUGAACGAGCUUAAGCUGAAAUCUUUCUACACGAUCACGGACGGAUUGCCCAUCGAGGAUGGUGUUCGCACGAUGAUGCAGUCGACUGGCUUCGGAAAGCUGACGCCCAAUAUUCUGAUGGUUGGCUACAAGACAACUUGGCGCUCGUGUAACUCCGAUGAGCUGAAGCAGUACUACAACAUUUUACAUACGGCGUUCGACAAUCGGCUGGCCCUCACCAUCCUGCGUCUGCCCAACGGAAUCGACUGUUCCCAUCUCAUCCCGGAUAGUGAUACCGUGGACCCGCAGGAUCUGCAACCGGGAGCGGUUUCUCCGGCAGCUUUCGCCAACAGCCCGGCUGCUCAACGGCUUCAGAAGGGACUGAUGCCGGUCAACUCCAACCUUGACCUCCACGGCAUGGUUCCAAGCAGUGGCCAAAACACGGUUACCGCACCGAAUCCCGAAGCCCUGCAGAAAUCCACCCUCGCGGCUACCAAAGAAUUCUGCUUGUUUACUGGAAAGCAACCUGCCGGUUACAUCGACGUCUGGUGGCUGUACGACGACGGUGGACUCACGAUUCUGCUUCCGUACAUCAUUUCCACGCGGUCCAAGUGGUCCGACUGUCAAAUCCGGGUGUUUGCCCUGGCCACCAACCGGGCCAGCAUGGAGGAGGAACGCAACAACAUGAUAACCCUGCUUGAGAAGCUGCGCAUCAAUUACGUCACGCUGACGAUGGUCACGGUUAAGGACAAACCCCAGGAGGCCACCAUCCAGAUGCACCGGGCGCUGAUCGACACGGUGCUGGAGGACCAGGAAACGGAUACCUUCGUGAGCGAGUCGGAACGAAUUCAGCUGGAGGAGAAAACCAACCGACAGCUGCGGCUGAGGGAACUCCUGCUGCAGUACUCCAAGAACGCAUCGUUGAUCGUGCUGUCGAUGCCGAUUCCGAGAAAGGGAAUCGUAUCGGCACAGCUAUACAUGUCCUGGCUGGAAAUGUUGACGAAAGAUAUGCCCCCGUUCCUGUUGGUUCGAGGAAACCAAACUUCGGUGCUGACCUUCUAUUCAUAAGUGAAUAAAAUUCACAAUAUGAUGAAAUAAAAUGCUAAUAAUUUAUUGAAAAAAAUA